GAAACGGGUGUCUCUUCCAGUAAAAGGGCAGCCAAGAUCGCGGCUUUUGGUGUUCAUUUCGGAAAUCGCCGGCGAUGGAGAAGGAGGCAGCGCUGACGCAGCACCAAGGCGGCUUGGCCGAGUACCCGAGCCGGAAGCCGCUCCAGAAGGCGCUCGUGGUGUCGAUCCUCGUGUACAUCGGGUCUUUUGCCUUUACGUGGUACAAGGUGUACUGGGACACGCUCGUUUCGCUCGCCUUUGUCGCCCUCGGCUACUACGCGAUCUACGACCCCAACAGUCGCCCGAUGGGCAAGGCCUUCCACCUCUUUUACAUUGGGCUCAUGCUGUGCAUUCUGCUGCACACGAUUGCGUUUGCGCUGCUCGUCGCCGAGCUUGUGAGCAGCCAAGUCGAAGCGGUGCUCAACCUCAAGCUCAUCGACUCCCCGACAGGCCUCAUCAUCUUUCUCAUCAUUCUCGAGGUCGGCUACAUGACGCUCACGGGCGUCGCGAUCGGGCUGUGCUACCGCCUCCGCUGCGAAGUCGACGGUAUCGUCGACGACCCGAUCGAGUACCACGAGCUCCUCUAAUCGCUACGACCCUCGUGUGUUGUAUAUACCGUCGUCCUAACGUCAAGUACAUCUGCAUCCUUGGAGCUUGUUGGUGCCAUCCAUCACGACGC
Saprolegnia parasitica CBS 223.65 is the source of this 658-nucleotide messenger RNA. RefSeq lists its product as hypothetical. The record is from RefSeq and is a predicted model, not a curated record. Bases 75 to 566 code for a protein of 163 amino acids. NCBI's taxonomy places the organism in Eukaryota, Oomycota, Saprolegniomycetes, Saprolegniales, Saprolegniaceae. The transcript has 3 exons.